This is a messenger RNA of Pistacia vera, 1731 nucleotides long. Its product is annotated as N-glycosylase/DNA lyase OGG1. The transcript has 3 exons. Gene Ontology annotation, molecular function: damaged DNA binding; 8-oxo-7,8-dihydroguanine DNA N-glycosylase activity. The coding region runs from base 94 to 1167 and encodes 357 amino acids. Gene Ontology annotation, cellular component: nucleus. The record is from RefSeq and is a predicted model, not a curated record. Gene Ontology annotation, biological process: base-excision repair; nucleotide-excision repair; base-excision repair, AP site formation. NCBI's taxonomy places the organism in Eukaryota, Viridiplantae, Streptophyta, Magnoliopsida, Sapindales, Anacardiaceae.
GAAAAUAAAUAAAGUAAGCUGAAUUAGCUCAAGUCUUAUCCCUCUCUCUGUCAGAGGGAGACCCGACUGACCCGUUACCAGAAGUACCGAUUCAUGUACUCAUUGAACAAUCCUCUCUCUAAAAUGAGUAAGAGGCCGAAACUCACACCACUUCCACCGUCAACUCCACCGAAUCCACAAACCCUCCACCGUUUAAAACCUACCAAAUGGGCACCACUCAAUCUUAGUCAGUCGGAGCUCUCCUUACCCCUCACGUUCCCCACAGGCCAAACCUUCCGUUGGAAACAAACAGCUCCUCUUCAAUACACGGGAACUCUCGGGCCCCACCUCAUCUCCCUCAAGCACCACCAAGACGGCGGCGUUUAUUACCACAUCCACCACUCCCCAUCCGAUUCAGCCGCCAAAUCAGUUCUCCUCGAUUUUCUCAACGUGCGUAUUUCACUCGCCGAGCUUUGGGGAACUUUUUCGUCAUCCGAUUCUCGUUUUGCUGAGCUGGCGAAGUACUUCGCGGGUGCCCGAGUUUUGAGGCAGGAUCCGGUUGAGUGUUUGGUUCAGUUUCUGUGUUCAUCUAAUAAUAAUAUUGGGAGGAUUACGAAAAUGGUGGAUUUUGUGUCGGGUUUAGGGACUUAUUUGGGUGAAGUUGAGGGUUUUGAGUUCCAUGAAUUUCCAUCUUUGGAAAGAUUAGCCAUGGUUACCGAGGUUGAGCUUAGAAAGGCUGGUUUUGGUUACAGGGCCAAAUACAUAACUGGUACAGUUGAUGCAUUGCAAUCCAAACCAGGGGGAGGUGCAGAGUGGCUUAUGUCUCUUCGUAAAUUGGAACUUCAAGAGGCAAUUGAUGCUCUCUGUACUUUGCCUGGAGUUGGUCCCAAGGUGGCAGCAUGCAUAGCUCUCUUCUCUCUUGAUCAACAUCACGCUAUUCCUGUUGAUACUCAUGUUUGGAAGAUUGCUACAAGAUACCUCCUCCCUGAACUUGCAGGUGCCCGCCUGACACCUAAGCUAUGUAGCCGUGUGGCAGAGGCAUUUGUGAGCAAAUAUGGGGAAUAUGCAGGGUGGGCUCAAACUCUACUUUUCAUUGCUGAACUACCUUCACAGAAAGCCAUCCUACCAUCAAAUUCUUGUACAAUCAAAGAGAAAAACUCUGCUAAGAGAAAGAGUAGAGAAGCAUGAUGGUAGCUAAAGCUAAAGCUAUAAUUAACAUUAUUGAAACCUUAUUUCUGGAAACCCAAUAUUCGAGUUUCAUUCCCGUCCAAGAUCCAUAGUUGUUAUGGUUCUUCAAGAUUGGUGGGAUUUACACUGAUGAUCGCGGGGGGUGUACCAAAGUGCAUGGUUCUUCUGCGUUGCUUUGAAGAUGUGUACAAGCCUUCCAGGUAUCUUUGGUUUGGUUCAUGUGCGCUCUAGUAUUUCUGCGAAGUAUCACUUUUCUUAUUACCUUCUGCUUUUACAACUAUAUAGGCUCGAUUCUUUUAAUCUAGAACAGAGAUUGUUUUAAGAAUACACUCAAUUUUUUCAUUAAAAAUUUAAAUGUAAUGUUUUUCCAUGUAAUUGUAACUGGCUUUUUUCUCCUUCUGAUAAUAGAAAUCAUAUUCUUGCCUGAGUAGGAAUGCACAUCUAGUGAUGGACUAUUGAACCUUUUGUAUCACAGUCGAGGAUCAUUUGCUUUUACUCAUUUUAUUAAAUUAUUUAUAUUUAUUAGAUCCAUAUUUCAAAAUUUGGCCAUUUCAUUGUGUGAGA